Messenger RNA from Trypanosoma rangeli, 1245 nucleotides. RefSeq names its product cis-prenyltransferase. NCBI's taxonomy places the organism in Eukaryota, Euglenozoa, Kinetoplastea, Trypanosomatida, Trypanosomatidae. Gene Ontology annotation, biological process: polyprenol biosynthetic process. Gene Ontology annotation, cellular component: endoplasmic reticulum. The record is from RefSeq and is a predicted model, not a curated record. The coding region runs from base 1 to 1245 and encodes 414 amino acids. The transcript has a single exon.
AUGUACACAUCCGCGUACCUUGAGAAUGAUGCGCUGGUAUUCAGGAAGCUCUUUGCAGACGGUAGUGACGCGGUUUUUCUCUACAACUGCUGCGGGGUUCGUGGCAUUGACGCGCUAGCGGAGGCGUUUGAGUUGAUUGUUCUUUUGUUCUUUACUAUGCUCUUCUUUGUCUGUGUGGCCUGUGCUUGUUUCUCGCUGUGGCGUGAUACCGCGCUUCUUACCGUCUCCUGUUUUCUCAGGAUCUGCGAGACCCUCCUAGAGUCGGGGCGGCAAGAGGCUUACUUGAACUUGCAAGCUCCUUGCUCUGUUGAGGGGGCAAAGACGAGAAGAAAUGUAACACGUCACUUCCGUAGUCUUUUGGGAAACUGCUCAGUCACUGGCAUUCCAAACCAUGGUGUGCGUCAUCUUGCGGUCAUUAUGGAUGGAAACCGUCGGUUUGGUAGGCGCACAUCUAUGAAUGAUGUCCCUGUCGAUGCUUUAACAACACUGUGCGAUUGUAUUUUGGACGGAACUGGUCCGCCGAAGCCGAUUAAUGAGUGGCGCACAGCCCUUGUCUCACUUCUUCGAUACACUGCGUUGGACGGUCACCGCCGUGGCGGCGAAAAACUUAUAGAAUUCAUUGAUGACUGUCUGGAGUUUAACAUUCAAAUGCUUACGGUGUAUGCAUUUUCCACUGAAAACUGGGAGAGAACAUCACUUGAGGUGAAUGUGCUCAUGGCUUUGUUUUAUUUUUUCUUUGAGCGCAUACAGGAUUCUGCGAGAAGGAAAGGAAUUUUUAUUCGGUUUAUUUCUCCAGUUUUUGACAAAAUUUCGCCCCGUCUUCGGGAGCUUAUGCGGCGUGUGGAGGAAGAAUCCCGUAGACACCACCCUCGUCGCAUUGUUGUUAAUGUGUGUGUUAGUUAUAGUGGACGAGAAGAAGUUCUUUGGACAUGUAAUAGAUUGCUGCAGCGGGUGAAUAAGUCUGUACCAAUAACAAAUUCCGAGUUCAUGAGUCAUAUGCUUCGCAGUAUCACGCAGGAGUGGCAUGAAGUGGAGGACGCCACAGUCCUCGCGGAUAGAGGCGGAGCAGAACCGCAAGUUUUACUACGCACAAGUGGGGAGCAGAGGUUGAGUAAUUUUUUGCUGUAUGAGUGCGCCUACACGGAGUUUGUUUUCAUAGACAAGACAUGGCCGGAGGUUGACAGGGAAGAUCUUAUUCAACUUCUCUUGGACUACAGUCGGCGCGGUAGGCGUCAUGGAAAAUAA